Messenger RNA from Trichoderma asperellum CBS 433.97, 3211 nucleotides. RefSeq lists its product as uncharacterized. Lineage: Eukaryota; Fungi; Ascomycota; Sordariomycetes; Hypocreales; Hypocreaceae. The record is from RefSeq and is a predicted model, not a curated record. Gene Ontology annotation, molecular function: protein binding.
ACUGUUGAUAAACCACAAACCACCUACUUAACUAGCUAGGCGGCCUACUCAAAUCUUCAACAUCUCGAGCUCGCCAGCCUGCCCCACGCGGGGACUCCCUCGGUGCUGACUGACGCCGUUCUCUAUAAACGCCACACCAAGAAUCGAGCCUCCGUGGACUAUCGGCUUGUUAUAGCAGCUAUAUCCUCUUUUAAUUUCCGCUUUCAAGUGCAUUGCGUCGGCCUAUUUUUGGCAUCGCACGUGUGCUACACGCCGACUCAUACCAAGUCGGUUGUGAGAGGUGUCAUCGUACAAAACCCCCCCCAGUCCCUCGCCCCGCCGGCGAAGACGCAUUGUCUCACCUAUUCUAUCUUGCCUGGGUCUACAACGAUGGAUGACAUUGCAGACCUCGUCCUCACUCCGUUUAGGGACAUUGUCGAGAAGGGGAGAACAGCCGUUCAAAAUGCGGGUGACACACAGCCAAUGCUCAAAGCUUCCCAAGCCUUGCUCAAGGAGGGCGAACGUGCUCUCAAGAAGAUAGAGCCGCUAUGUAAGAAACACUUUGACGAUUAUGGGCCAAACUUUAUUGCAGCAUUAAGAGACAAUGACGAUAUUGCCCAAUUUCGGCUUCAGCUUACAGAUAUGCUCUGGGAGUUUGAUGACUAUAUUGAAGUAGAUGACUUUGAUGCUGCCAAAUUCACUGAGCUCCAAAUGCAGUCGCGGACGGCAGCUCCUAAGAUUUAUGACAUCCUGUUGAAGAUGAAGCUUGAGGCACCUGCCCAGUUCAACUCUCAGCAUUUCAUGUCCCAGCUGUCUCCCCCUUCAUCCCCUCACCCCAUGCCGACUAUGCUUAUGCCGCAGAUGCCCCCGACGCCUUCAGUUGCUGGCUCCAUCGCUGGCAGAGACUCUGUGUCGAGCUUCAAGACCGAUAGCAAGUCUGUUGGGGAUGCAGCUACCGCUGAGACUGCCAACGAACAAUUAAGAGUGCUGCUUGACAAGGCAUUUAAUACUAGUAACAAUACUAAUAGUAUCGAUCUUAUGUCUCCCCCGAUGCCACCUCCGGACAGGGCGUUGCCUAUGCCCCCGCCAGCGCCGCCAGCGGCAGUGGAUCAGCUGCCUCCUCGACCGCCGUCGACCAACCCAUGGGACAUCAGGAUCAAGAAUAUUGCUUCUGAUGAUGAACGGUCAAUGCGAGACGGCCCUCAAGCACGCCGGCGACCACCAGUCGAUUCAGCGCUCCAGACUCCGGUUGAAGGCUCAUCACCAGGCAGUCCGUUCACUUCUGCAAAGAACUUUUCAAUUCCGCGAUCCAACUAUUCAGAUAGCACUCGCAGCUCAUCAUUAAUGCCAGACAGUGCUCGCAGCUCGGGAUUAUUGCAAGAGUACACUCUUGACGGGGACGACAAGCACUCGUCUCUUACCAGCCAAUUGACAAACUACAGCAUGAGUCCCACUCAAGUCUCGCGGCCACGAGCACCGAGCAGUACCACUACUUAUAGCGGCAGCACCCCAACCAUACCUGAAGAAAUGUCGCGGGACAAGGCCAUCAGAUCGAGGAGCACUUCACGACCCCGCCCAGUUCCCGUCAUGUAUUCGCCAAUGCCGUACAGAUCACAGCCACGUCCACGUCAGCCGUCGUAUCCAACUACCUCGGAGGAGCGUAUGGAGGACACGAAGCCUAGUCCCAGGAAUGAUUCGCUCAGUGAUUCUGCACAACAACAAUCUACAUCUGAGCGAAGGUUGUCAGACGCCGAGAGUCUGCUUGAUCCCAACCCUCUUCCAGUCAGUACAAGGCCGCCCCCCUAUGAUAGGCGGCCAAGCGCUGUCAAUACAGAGCAACAAACGCAGCAACCGCCUCUGUCGGGGCUCGAGCUCGCCCGUCGCAACACAGGCAUGACUGCAAAUGAAAUUCCAGAUAGCGGCCUGAUCCCGGUAGACACUUCUAUGCCUGGUGCUGUUCUUGCAAGUCUGCCUCCCCAAGAUCUCACCAUCGACAAUCAAAGUUCGUUUUACGUGAUGAAACAAUUCUGUGCGGGAGCUACCGAUGUCAUCAACGGAGGGAUCGGUGUGAAAAGGAUAAAGAAACCCGGCUUUUCUGUAACUGCUGUUGCUGCCAAAUGCACACACUGCUUGUAUGAGUUGGAUUUUAAGCAUGUGGAGUUUGAUCUUAACAAACAAGAGGAGGGUAACUAUACUAAGAAUGGCAUCGGAUACCGCUUGCGCUUCUUACAGAAGAGCCAUUUGCACGCAAAGCGGGUUGACGACGUCAUGUAUGCAUGCGUCUUUUGUAUCCACACCAGCCGAACUCUGGAUCAGAGCGACUCAACUGUUUUCACAUCGACCGCCGCGUUGUUUGCCCAUUUGGCUCGCCACCCUCGGCCGCUUCCGGAUGUGCCUGGCAUUGCCGUGGUAGACCAGACUGAGGUUCCGCCUCAUUUAGUCAAUGACUACGAUCUCCUGUUUAACAGCCCGCCUGAACCUCACCCGGUACGCGAAAGGGCAGCAGAGAUUGCUCACCUUCCCACUGGCCAUGCAAAGGAGUCGGCUAGGAGACUCUUUGGUCAGAGGCUGCUCCCUGAUAGGACGCCAGCUUUGGAACUGAUACAAGGCGCAAAGAUUACGGGAGUGACGUGGCCUGCUCGAUAUGGGGGAGAAUGGGCUUUUGGAUGGCACGAUGGUGUAUUCGCAUCGAUCCCAGUCGAAAUAUUAAAGCUGGAUCGACCUCCCUUCAGUUUAAUCAAGAGGAACAACUCAAGUCGCGUCCGAGCCAAAGCCAGAUGGAAGUUUUCAGUGAAGGAAAAGAAUGAAGACUGGCUCAAGUUUGAUAAGGACGAGAUCAUCACCAACAUAAGUUGGUCAUCUCCCGAGUAUUGGUGCUGGUCGGGCACAAACGCAAAGGGCAAAUGGGGAGUCUUCCCUCAGGCUUUCCUUGACCCGAACUCACUGCAGGAGAUAUCUUCCAUGAUUGGUUCAGAUCGAUCCAGCAUUCUCAGCAACGAGAAAAAUAAAUCCGGUACUAUGCUGACAAGCUUUUCCACACGGAGCAAGAAUGGACGCCCACCUAGCGUUGCGGGAUCGACAAGCAGCGGAGAAACGACACGAUCAGGAUUUGGAGGCUCAAGGAGCCUUCGGCGACUGCGGGGGGAGUGAUUAAACAGAAAAUAUUGGGUAGCAAUGGGAGUUUUCGUUUCAUGGCGGGCGUUCGGUGACCCCAGCUCGCAAAUCAAUUAAU